Messenger RNA from Botrytis byssoidea, 1209 nucleotides. RefSeq lists its product as uncharacterized. The coding region runs from base 1 to 1209 and encodes 402 amino acids. NCBI's taxonomy places the organism in Eukaryota, Fungi, Ascomycota, Leotiomycetes, Helotiales, Sclerotiniaceae. The transcript has a single exon. The record is from RefSeq and is a predicted model, not a curated record.
AUGACCGAAGAACAGUCCAUUUCAACAUUUGAAUAUGAGCCUCUAGAUAUCGACAAAACAACUGCAAUCCGAAUUUUCAUUCUUAGUGGGGGUUCUGGCGAUUCUCACAUUAAAAGUUCGAUCCUCCACAUAGACCUGAAAGAUCCCUCGGGUACGAUAAAAUAUGAAGCGUUGUCAUAUGAGUGGAAAGUAGCCAGUAGCGAUGACCCAUUAAUUCUUGUGGAUGAUUGCGAAUUUCGAAUUCGAAAGAACCUAUACGAUGCCCUCAUGGAAUUAAGGUUUGUUGAUAAAGAUCGGUAUAUUUGGAUUGAUGCUCUAUGUAUCAAUCAAUCCGAUCAUCUGGAAAGAAAUCGUCAGGUGCACAUCAUGCAAACAAUUUACAAGAAAGCACAAAGAGUCAUUCUCUGGCUAGGUCCUGCGAAAGAUGAUAGUGAUCUUGCAAUAGAGAUCCUGAAUACGAUGGAAAGUGCCCGUGUAGGGGAAAGACAAAUUGCCGAAUCACGACAUCGAGAUCGUAAGGAUUGGCGCGCAGCACUCCUGGCCUUGUGUCAAAGAUCAUACUGGCACCGAGUCUGGAUGAUGCAAGAAAUAUGCCUCGGUCGAGAAUAUCUAGUAUGCUGUGGUAGUAAGAAUGUCCCUGGUGAUAUAUUCGACGAAGGCUUAAAGAAUUUGGCGAGAUCUAGAGAUCAUGGAGAUACUUGGAACAAUACAGUGAAAGAAACUUUGGCGGUGCGACAUAUCACUAUGUUUAGAUACUGGGCACAAAGAGGACAACUCUUCCGACUGGGCCAGUGUAUGGACAUAUGUUUGGAUAGUUUCAUUGCCACAGAGCCUCGAGAUUUCGUAUAUGGAAUACGUGGUCUUGUUAGUGAUUGUGGGAAUGAUGAGCUGGUUCCUGACUAUCAAAAGUCCUUGAAACAAGUAUUCUUCGAUGCAGUUCCGAUCUUGAAGCGAUCCUCGAGUUCAUCAGCACAAGUCAUCAGUAAGUUGGCAAAGAAGCUCGACUUGACUGAGGAUGAAGAUGUGCAACUUUGCUUGUUAGAAAUGAAUGAUAGCAACAAUGAAUUCGACAAAGUUCAAAGAACGACUCAAAAUGAGUAUCCUGGAGGGAUGAGGAAAAGGCUCCAAAGGAGAAAUCGGAGAAGUAUGGGAAAUUGGAAGAGUGGUAAGGGAGACUAUGAUUGGCAGCUUGACAUAGACGAAUCUUAA